AUGAUGGAAUACGCCGAUAAUACGCUUGUUGAACCCAAAUUUCCACAAGAGCUACUAGCCGAAGUCAAGAAGGCCCAUGAUGAAGAGGCUGAAAGAGAAAGUGUUGCCUCACAAGAUAAAUUAUUCGCGGUCUUUAUUGUCGCUCACGAAAGAAAGAUGGUCGCUGCCGAGUCGGAAUUUAUAAUCGAGGGAGUCUACAGUGCCCUGGAGAGAGCCAACAAUAAAAUCAUGGAAACAUUCAACAAUCACUAUCCCGAAAAUCCGGCUUCCUCCCUCUACGCCCAAGGCGUGUGGGAAAGUAUCGGCUCGAACUCAGUGGGCUGGUAUGUGUCUAGGAAUGGGACACUUUUAUUGGAGGUUGAGGACGACGAAGCGAAUAAAUGCCGGGUUUACGCAGAGAGACACGAAGUGGAAUGA
Messenger RNA from Penicillium angulare, 417 nucleotides. RefSeq lists its product as uncharacterized. The transcript has a single exon. The record is from RefSeq and is a predicted model, not a curated record. NCBI's taxonomy places the organism in Eukaryota, Fungi, Ascomycota, Eurotiomycetes, Eurotiales, Aspergillaceae. The coding region runs from base 1 to 417 and encodes 138 amino acids.